Molecule: messenger RNA, 1704 nt
Organism: Serendipita indica DSM 11827
Lineage: Eukaryota; Fungi; Basidiomycota; Agaricomycetes; Sebacinales; Serendipitaceae
Source: the annotation of a GenBank genome assembly
AUGACCACCACCACAAACGCGACAAAGCUCGCGCUGCCGUGGAUCUCGUCCACAUUCAAGUCGACCACGACACCUGCAAUUCUCGAAAAGGCCAUGGAGAAUGUCCCCAUGUGGGCUCUCCUCGUCGCUGGCUUUUUUGGCGUUCAAAUCGUCGCCGUCGUCCUCAACGUCCUCCGACAACUCGUGCUCCCCAAGGACCCAAAUCUACCGCCCGAAGUCUUUCACUUUUACCCCAUCAUUGGCUCUGCCAUUUCGUACGGAAAUGAUCCCAUCAACUUUUUCUUCAAGUGCCGUGAGCAGUAUGGCGAGGUCUUUACGUUUGUUCUUCUCGGUCGUAAAGUCACGGUCGCACUUGGUCCAAAGGGAAAUGAUAUGAUUCUCGGUGGAAAGCCCAACGUCGUCUCUGCAGAGGCUGCCUAUACGCAUCUGACGACACCAGUCUUUGGCAAGCAUGUCGUGUAUGACUGCCCCAACGAGACGCUCAUGCAGCAAAAGAAGUUUGUCAAAUUCGGCCUGAACACGGACAAUUUCCGCGCAUACAUGGGCAUGAUCGAAGACGAAACUUCUAUGUUCAUGUCGACCGAUCCCAAUUUCACCGCCAUCCAUUCCAAGACGCGCGAAUGGGGUCGCUUCAAUUCGUUUAAAUCCAUGUCCGAGCUCACCAUCCUCACGGCCUCGCGCACACUCCAGGGUGCAGAGGUACGCUCCAAGCUCGACAAGACGUUUGCUCAGCGAUACAAUGAUCUCGACGGCGGAUUCACUCCACUCAACUUCCUCUUCCCGUCUCUCCCGCUCCCGAGUUAUCGUCGACGUGACAAGGCUCAACGCGCCAUGUCAGAGUUUUAUCAGGACAUUAUUCGUUCGCGCAGGAAUGGUGGAGGAGAUCAUGAACACGAACAUGAUAUGCUUGCUGCCCUCGAUCAACAGACGUACCGUGAUGGCCGUGCGUUGACGGAUGUUGAAAAGGCACAUAUUAUGAUUGCUCUCCUCAUGGCUGGUCAACAUACCUCGUCUGCCACCUCUUCCUGGACGCUCUUGCACAUUGCCAACAACCAGGCGAUUCAACAGGCGUUGUAUGAAGAACAGGUCAAGCAUUUUGGUCUUCCUGGUGGUGGAUUCAAGACGAUGGAGUAUGAGGAUCUCAAGGACUUGCCGCUCCUCGACGCCGUCAUUCGCGAGACGCUCCGUAUGCACCCUCCACUCCACAGCCUGAUGCGCAAGGUCAUGCAAGAUUUGCCCGUCCCACAGUCGCUCGCCGCACCCUCUGAAUCAGGCUCGUAUGUGAUCCCCAAGGGCUACUACGUCCUCGCCUCGCCCUCUGUCGCCGCAAUGGACCCCAACGUAUGGCGCAACCCGACCGAAUGGGACCCCUACCGAUGGAUGCCAGGUUCGGCGUCGGCCGCGGGUAACCUCAGCGGUGCAUUGAUGGCGCGCAGCGAUGAGGAAAAGGGUGAAAAGGUGGAUUACGGAUUUGGAAUGGUUAGCAAGGGUACCGAGAGCCCCUAUCAGCCAUUUGGUGCCGGUCGUCAUCGGUGUAUUGGUGAAAACUUUGCGUAUGUGCAGCUUGGAAGCAUUAUUGCGACCAUGAUUCGCGCACUUGAGCUCCGUUUGCCAGAGGGUAUGCCGGAGCAUAAUUAUCAUACUAUGGUCGUCGUCCCCAAGUCGCCUUGCGAUAUUGAGUACCGAAGACGUUCGACUGCUUAA